AUGUCAAGGCAGCUGAAGGUAAAGAAAAAGCACGAGGUGUGGUUUAGGUUUGCCGGACAGCCGAUUAGAUUCUCGCUGCGAGAGUUUGCAAUAGUAACUGGGCUUCCAUGUGGUACAUUUCCACCUAAAUCGAAGAUGAAGAUUAAGGAGACUAUUACUGAGAAGCCAUACUGGCCUUCGUUGUUUGGGAAAGUGGAGGUUGUGACUGUAGCUUCUGUAAUCAAGAUGCUCCGCCGGAGAACAGUAAGGGAUAGAGAAACCCGGAUUAAGUUUGCAUGUCUGGCUAUUCUCUCUUCUGUCCUGCUGCCUACAAGCCUGAAUAUGAAGAUCUCCAGAGAGCAUGCUGAGGCCAUUGAGGAUCUGGAUGACUUCUAUUCAUUCCCGUGGGGGAGAUUGGCGUACAAGAUGCUGAUGAAUAGUAUAAAAGAAAGAGAUGAGAUCUCACUGUCGCAAAAUACAAUUGCCGUGAAGGGCUUCGCUCUAGCUCUUCAGCUAGUACUGGUAGAAGCUGUACCCUCUUUAACAGAAGUAGUCCAAGAAACAUGUUCUUUUUCAGAAUCAGAAAGCGCGGACGAUGUUGAGGAAGGGUCUGAAAGGUCAUCAAAAAAGCAAACGCUAAGCCCUGCUCACGCCCGUAACCUCAACAAGAAAACUGAGGUGUAUGUGAAGAGCAUAAUUGAUGAAGAUCCAAGCCGACCAUUGGAUGAGAGUACGCUCGGAUGGUCUGAUGAUGUGGAAGAUGUUGGGGUUGACAAUCUAGUGAAGCUUAUAAAUGAAGGCUAUAAGUUUAGUGCCUCUAUGUUUAAAGGUGGAGCCACAAAGGCUGAUGUGGAGAGGAUGAGAGAGGAUGCAAAAGUACGAGGUAAAGAGAAGAAAAGUAGAAAAGCACCAGUGAAACCAACCGGUGUAGAUGGAGGAAAUUGUGAAGUUGCUGCUGUUUUGAUGGAUAUGAUAAAGCCGGAUCUGGAUAGGAUUGAUGGGAAUGUGUCAUCUACAAUGAGAGCCGUUGAUGAUAUGAUCACAAAGAUAGGAGUGUGGCAUGGGGCCAUAAAAACAGAGGUGGGAGAAUGGAUGGGAAAAAUAAAAGAGGAUAUUCAGGGGCAGAUUAGCUUGGCUCUUAAAGAAGCAGUUGGACCAUCAACACAUCCUCCAGGAGUUCCUAUAGUCACACCAACUGCCCCGAUAAAUCCAGUAGGUGGAGGAAGUGUAGAGGAAGCGUUUUAUCGGGAUACCAUCCGAAAUAUUAUGGGGAGCAUCGAACAGUACAGGACGCCUCCGCGCCAGAACAUCCAGGUUCAGGAGGUCGGCGUUGUUGAUGGACGUCAAGACGUUGGAGCCGAGGCCAGCGUCCCUAUUGUUCCAGAUAACGACGGGACUGCUCUAUUAGCAUCGAGCCACACUCAUAUGAGGAAGGAUGGAGUCGAUGAGAUAAAGGUAACCGACAAUGCGACAAAGGAACAAGCACCUGCUACUCCUAGUUUUUCACUCGGUCUCACUCAGCAGGAGAGAAGUCCUUGUAAUGAGCAGUUUGGGACAGUAAGGCUAGCUGCAGAUCUAAAUGUUGCGCAUGACGAAGGGAAGGAGGAUGUGGAGGCAAAUAACGUGUGUAGGAAAAGCAAGAGACAAAAAAUAUUUCCCACCAAUUUGAUGGCCGAUUACGAAUGCGGGCAUAACAUAGUGGGUCCUGGUCGUCAAGCCCCUGUGUUGCUGUUUGUGUCGUCAAACAGUGAAGAUACUCUAACAAAAUACCAGCAAUUAGGGGAGAAGCUUCUGACCUCAUUAAAUUACUCCAAGUUCGCCAAGUGCAAGAACAAAGAAGGUCACGUGUUCCCAAAAGGUACAUUGGAUUUUCUAUACAAUAUAAAGGAUUCAAUAUGUAUGAUACGUCGGUUUUACCUGCCAUUCAACUUUGACAAAAAACACUGGGUGGGAGUUUGUAUUGACUGCGAGAAGUGGAAAAUCUAUGUCCUCGAUUGCAACACGUCGAUUAAGAGUGACAAGGAUAUUGUGAAAGACCUUACACCCAUAGCGGAGGCUUUUCCGUAUCUGCUCAAACAGGCGUGUGGGUCGGCCUACGAGGAGAAUUUAGAUCCAAUGGUUAUUGAGAGGGUAAAAGGAGUAGGACAAAACAAGGAAGAAAGCGUCUCCGGCAUUACUGCAAUGGUGCUAAUGUGGAAUCAUUCAAUUGGAGGGUUGGAGGGUUGCCGAUCAGUCAAUGCUGAUCAUGUAAUCUUAGAAGCAAAGGGUGCAGCUGUGAUGGCAUAUGAGCUCCAUGAGGAGCUGAAGUGA
Messenger RNA from Brassica napus (rape), 2289 nucleotides. RefSeq lists its product as uncharacterized. The coding region runs from base 1 to 2289 and encodes 762 amino acids. NCBI's taxonomy places the organism in Eukaryota, Viridiplantae, Streptophyta, Magnoliopsida, Brassicales, Brassicaceae. Gene Ontology annotation, biological process: proteolysis. The transcript has 5 exons. The record is from RefSeq and is a predicted model, not a curated record. Gene Ontology annotation, molecular function: cysteine-type peptidase activity.